AUGAGCCUGAGCUGCAAGGAAGCAGUUAGCUUGCUUGGUAAUACAGCUAAAUAAGCUAGCUAGUUAAAUGAGGAAUUAGUAAAAAUGUGCGAGGUGUAAUAUGCUUGUUUGGUAGCUAAUUAAAUCUGCUUUGUUGUAAACGUAGCACAGCAUUCUAGCUAUGUUGUAAGCAAUUUUCUGAUUCUUUCUUACCUGCCUGAUUGAUUAUGGUUAGUCUAUUUGUAUAGCAAGGAAGCUAACUAGCCGCAUUUCUAGCUAUAAAUAUUAUGUGUUUGUCAAUGUAGCUAAUAGCUAGCUGUGGUAUUUUAUAGACUGAUAACAGAAAAAGCGACUGUUUGUGUUUAGCUAUUUUUGUAUGUGUUUUCUCGUCCACUUGAGUUAGCUAGCAGUGCUUAAAUGAACCGGAUAGCUAGAUUUUAAUUGUGCAUAACCAACUGGAUAAAUCAUUUAACUCGGAUUCGGACGGUCUGUUGAAGCGUACGAACUAGCAUCAUUGACUGGUAGUUGAUGGUAUUAGACUUGGAUAUCUAGCCAUCUCAUGUUAAUGUCUGUAUUUCUAGCUACAUUUUAGUUAGUUAGCCAGCCAGCUCGUGUUACCUUCCAGAAUGCGAUUGUGGUUGCGUGGCAGUGAUGCUGUGAUGUGCCCAUUUCGAUUCCUAUUCUAAGUUAAACAAAACAGGUUUCGAAUACAGUCUUAUCGCUAUUACGAUCUGGUUCAUUCAAAUAUAUAGACAUAUUUAAUUUGACUAUAAUACGGAAACAGACUGACAAUUCCUUUUUACUGAUAAAUGAGUUCGCUUGCACGGCUAUACUUAGCCAGUUCAUUCAAUCUGUUAGUCAGUAAGAAGGGGCGGAAACUGAUGAUCAAGUGGCCAAGGACUGCUCUGUGAGGAAGCUAGCUCAACUUCCCGUAACUUUUAAAAAGUUACUCCAUAGUCGAUUACGAACCAAUUCCAAAAUGGAAGAGGAAAUAUUUCAACGACUCAUGUAUGUCCUUAAUCAACUGGUCUCAUGGAUCGCCGCUGGUGCCAUGGUAUUCGGCGGAGUUGUUCCGUACAUCCCCCAAUACAGGGACAUCCGAAGAACUCAGAAUGCCGAAGGGUUUUCCACGUAUGUGUGCCUUGUCCUGUUGGUGGCCAACAUUUUAAGAAUAUUGUUUCGGUUCGGGAGGUACUUCGAGACCCCUUUGCUGUGGCAGAGCAUCGUCAUGAUCGUCACCAUGCUGGUCAUGCUCAACCUGUGCACCAACGUCCGUGUGGCCGCCGAACUCAACACCAAGCGCCGCUCCUUCAUAGCAACAGACAGUAAGGACGAGGACGUCAAAGUCCCUAAGAAGCUCUUUCUGGACUUUGACUUUAAGUACUUCUGGCUGUGGAGCCGCUUCACCGAUUACCUGCAGUGCGUCCUGGCCUUCACGGCGGUCGCCGCCUACAUCACCUACCUCCUCCUGGACUCCUUCCUCUUCGUAGAGACCCUGGGCUUCCUGGCAGUCUUCACCGAGGCCAUGCUGGGGACACCGCAGCUCUACUGCAACUACCAGAACAAGUCCACCGAGGGCAUGAGCAUCAAGAUGGUGUGCAUGUGGGCCAGCGGGGACACCUUCAAGACGGGCUACUUCCUGGUGACGCAGGCGCCCGUGCAGUUCUGGAUCUGCGGCCUGCUGCAGGUGUUCGUGGACUUCGCCAUCCUCUUCCAGGUGUACUACUACAGCCGCUACCCGCAGAAGCCCGUCUCCCACACUGCCCACUCCACCAGCGCCAAGGCCCUCUAAGGCGACGCUGGAAUGUGCCGGAAGCCGGCGGGACACGCCCGAACCACAGAUGUUUCCU
Molecule: messenger RNA, 1829 nt
Organism: Megalops cyprinoides (Indo-Pacific tarpon)
Lineage: Eukaryota; Metazoa; Chordata; Actinopteri; Elopiformes; Megalopidae
Product: solute carrier family 66 member 2
Exons: 5
Coding region: 959-1771 (270 amino acids)
Biological process (GO): phospholipid translocation; retrograde transport, endosome to Golgi
Cellular component (GO): endosome; trans-Golgi network
Source: RefSeq, a predicted model, not a curated record